AUGGAUCAAAAGGGCAAAUCUGACAACUUCCCCGCCGGCCUGCGGGGGCGCUGUUUGCGGCUCCCAUCUUCCCUCGGAGGCGCAGCGUGCGGUCGUUGAGUGACGCGCGUGCGUUUGGCGCGCGCGGCGGCCCGUAGUGUGGAGCCUGCUGGCUGGAGGGGUGGCAGGAUGGCGGGCGCGGGGCUGGUGGCGCAGGGCCUGAAGGAGGCGCUGGUGGAGACGCUGACCGGCAUCCUGUGCCCGGUGCAGGGCGUGCGUGCGGCCGCAGAGGAGCAGGUGAAGGUGCUGGAGGUGACCGAGGAAUUUGGCGUUCAUUUAGCAGAACUGACUGUAGAUCCCCAGGGAGUAUUGGCCAUUCGUCAGUUAGCAUCUGUAAUUUUGAAACAAUAUGUGGAGACUCACUGGUGUUCCCAGUCAGACAAGUUUAGGCAUCCAGAGACCACAGAAAGGGCAAAAGUUGCCAUAAGGGCGCUGUUACCCAAUGGACUGAGAGAAUCUAUUAGUAAAGUGCGAUCAAGUGUUGCCUAUGCAGUUUCAGCCAUAGCCCACUGGGACUGGCCUGAGGCUUGGCCCCAGCUUUUCAACUUGUUGAUGGAGAUGCUGGUUAGUGGUGAUCUGAAUGCAGUGCAUGGAGCCAUGAGAGUACUUACAGAGUUUACCCGCGAAGUGACAGACACACAGAUGCCACUUGUCGCUCCUGUUAUUCUUCCUGAGAUGUACAAAAUUUUCACAAUGGCGGAGGUGUAUGGUAUUCGCACGAGGUCACGUGCAGUAGAGAUCUUCACCACAUGUGCCCAUAUGAUCUGUAACAUGGAGGAGUUGGAGAAGGGUGCAGCCAAAGUCCUGAUCUUUCCUGUAGUGCAGCAGUUCACAGAGGCCUUUGUUCAGGCCCUACAGAUGCCUGAUGGCCCUACAUCUGACAGUGGAUUUAAGAUGGAGGUCUUAAAGGCCGUGACAGCCCUAGUGAAGAACUAUCCUAAACACAUGGUUUCCUCCAUGCAGCAGAUCCUGCCAAUUGUUUGGAAUACACUUACAGAAAGUGCAGCCUUCUAUGUGAGAACAGAAGUGAAUUAUACAGAAGAGGUAGAGGACCCUGUGGAUUCUGAUGGUGAAGUGUUGGGCUUUGAAAACCUAGUGUUCAGCAUAUUUGAGUUUGUACAUGCCUUGUUGGACAAUCACAAAUUUAAAAGCACAGUGAAGAAAGCUUUGCCAGAGCUGAUCUAUUACAUCAUUCUCUACAUGCAGAUCACAGAGGAGCAGAUAAAAGUCUGGACUGCAAAUCCACAGCAAUUUGUGGAGGAUGAAGAUGACGACACUUUUUCUUAUACAGUAAGGAUUGCUGCACAAGACUUGUUGCUGGCUGUUGCUGCUGAUUUCCAGAAUGAGAGUGCAACUGCUUUGGCUGCAGCAGCUACGAGACACUUGCAGGAAGCUGAACAAGCUAAAAACAGUGGUGCUGAGCAUUGGUGGAAAAUACAUGAAGCCUGUAUGUUGGCGCUGGGCUCUGUGAAAUCUGUUAUUACGGACAGUGUGAAGAACGGUAGAAUUCAGUUCGAUAUGCAUGGAUUCCUGACAAAUGUUGUUCUUGCAGAUCUCAACCUGUCAGUGUCUCCUUUUCUGCUUGGUCGUGCUCUUUGGGCUGCCAGUCGCUUCACAGUUGCUAUGUCUCCAGAAUUAAUCCAGCAGUUUCUCCAGGCCACAGUCAGUGGUCUACAUGAGACCCAACCUCCUUCAGUCCGGAUCUCUGCAGUCAGAGCUAUCUGGGGUUACUGUGACCAGCUGAAGAUCUCUGAAAGCACCCAUGUAUUGCAGCCUUUCCUUCCCAGUAUCCUGGAUGGACUGAUCCACUUGGCAGCUCAGUUCAGUUCAGAGGUCCUCAAUCUUGUGAUGGAAACACUCUGCAUUGUCUGUACAGUAGACCCAGCAUUUACAGCAAAUGUGGAGAACAAAAUCUGCCCCUUCACCAUAGCAAUUUUCCUCAAGUACAGUAAUGAUCCUGUUGUUGCCUCUCUCGCACAAGAUAUCUUUAAGGAGCUAGCACAAAUAGAAGCCUGCCAGGGUCCAAUGCAGAUGAGACUAAUCCCAACUCUCGUCAGCAUCAUGCAGGCUCCUGCUGAUAAGAUUCCAGCAGGGCUUUGUGCAACUUCUAUUGAUAUAUUAACCACUGUUGUGAGGAAUACGAAACCUCCGCUUUCCCAGCUCUUGAUCUGCCAAGCAUUCCCUGCAGUGGCUCAGUGCAGCCUGCACACGGAUGACAAUGCUACCAUGCAGAAUGGUGGUGAGUGUCUGCGUGCGUACGUCUCAGUAGCACUAGAACAGAUUGCACAAUGGCAUGAUGAGCAAGGCCACAAUGGGCUGUGGUAUGUCAUGCAGGUGGUGAGCCAACUCCUGGAUCCCCGGACCUCAGAGUUCACAGCUGCUUUUGUGGGCAGACUAGUCUCCACACUGAUUUCCAAAGCAGGAAGUGAGCUGGGAGAGAACCUGGACCAGAUUUUGAGAGCAAUCCUUAGCAAAAUGCAACAAGCAGAGACGCUCAGUGUAAUGCAGGUGAGCAGGCUGGGAGGCCCACUGAAAGCAGUGGUUCGAAGUCCCUCCCCGGAGGUGUCAGAGGUCAAGGCACCUUCCCGGGUCGAGGUGCCGAGUAGAGCCCCGCGAUGGACGUCGACUCCACGUCCCAGCUCUUCAGUGAGCGGAUCUCCUCCAGUCUCGGACACCGUCAAGGAGGUGACAAGAGACGACACCGUUCCUCCUCCAGCCAGUCCGAGAGGAACAGGUCUCGACGCCAUACUCAAAACACCCGCCAUUACAGAGGCCAUGCUCAGACCAAGACCUCGCUUCGUGGUGGGAGCCUCUCAAGGCUGCCCUGCGUCACCUCCCCGGCACCGGGAUCAGACCAUGGGCACCAAACCCCCAGCACCGACUCCGGCACCGGACCCAGACGUCGAGCCCACGAUGCCAUCGGUGGCUGAAGACACCAUACCAUCCACCUCUUUGGCACCAGGUGAUUCAGUUGCGGUACCGCCUCCCUCUUCCCAAGAGGAUUUCAAGGCACAUCAGGAGCUGCUUAGGAGGGUGGCUGCAAAUCUCGAGCUCCGGGCUGAGGAGAUGGAGAAGCCCUCCGAUAACCUCUUCAAUGUCCUCGCUUCCUCGGUACUGGCGCGUGUGGCGCUCCCAUUCCAUCAGGGAGUAACCAACAUCACCGCUGGCCUCUGGCAGAUCCUGGCCUCCCUUGCGUCAAUUUCCAAAAAGGCCCAGAGGAAGUACUUCGUCCCCACAAAGUUUGAGCCCCUUCUUUGGGACAAGGAUGGAAAGGAGUUUCGGGCCUUGAUCGACGAGGGUGUAGCCACGGCCAAAGCAGCUCUCCAGGCGGCUUCAGAUGCAGUGAACACAACCGCUCAUACAAUGGCUUCCGCAGUCUCCAUGCGACAGGCGUCGUGGCUCUCUCUCUUGGGUUUAUCGAUCGAGUCCCAGUCUAUAAUGCAGGACCUGACAUUUGAUGGCAAGGCCCUGUUUGCAGAACAGACAAACACUCGUCUGCACGGGAUGAAGGACUCCUGCACCACCCUUCAGACGCUAGGCUUCAAACCUCUGCUCCUCUUGUUCGGGAAGGAUACAAACGCCCGCCUAAGCGGCAGAGGGAACAAAGGCCUGGCCGGGGUCCCAGAGUAUGCCGUCCUCCUCUGUCAGGAGGUGGAGUGCCUCUUCUCCCUGGGAGUGGUGGAAAGGGUACCUCUGGAAUACCAAGGCAGGGGUUUUUACUCCAGCUCUGUAGCGUUGUGUAAACUCCUCCAGUAUGGUAUCAACAGUGAUGACAAGCGCUUACAGGACAUUAGGGUGAAGGGUGAAGAAAUAUUCAAUAUGGACGAGGGAAUACGCACACGAUCCAAAUCAGCCAAAAAUCCCGAACGCUGGACAAACAUUCCGUUGUUAGUAAAAAUCUUAAAAUUAAUAAUAAAUGAACUUUCUAACGCAAUGGAAGCAAAUGCAUCUCGCCAGACAGCUGCAGACUGGAGUCAAGAUGACUCCAAUGAUAUGUGGGAAGAUCGGGAAGAUGAAGAGGAUGAAGAUGAAGGUUUAGCUGGACAACUUUUAUCAGAUAUUCUUGCCACAAACAAAUAUGAUGAGGAUUACUAUGAUGAUGAUGAAGAAGAUGAUCCAGAUGCAUUAAAGGACCCCCUUUAUCAAAUAGAUCUACAGGCCUAUCUCACUGAUUUCCUGUGUCAGUUUGCACAGCAGCCUUGCUAUGCAAUGUUCUCAGACCAUCUCAAUGAGAACGAGAGAAGAGUGCUUGAGGCCAUUGGCAUUUGAACCGUGCAGAGACCAUAUUGAUCAUAUCGGGACUAUAUUUUUCUGGCUUAUUCCAUGUUUUGUGAUUAAACAUGAAACUUUUUCCAGUGUUCGCCUGUUGUUACAGAUGUGAUCUUCCUCAUCACAAAGUAUUGAGCCUUGUCUUAUCAUGACUCUGUUAAGGGAAGGAUUAUUGAGAAAGCUCUGAAGACUGAGCUUUGCACUCUGGUCUCACCAAGGGAACACUUCCGUUUUUCACAAAAAAAACUUUCCAGGAGGUCCUUAAAAUGUGUCCUUAAAUAUUUUUAAAAAUAAACUUUAUAUUUUGCCUCUGAAGAGGCACGUAACUGAGUUUCACAAACACAGUUGGACAGAACGAGAAAGGAAUCAGGUCUUUUGUAGGUUGCUUGGAUGUAUUUUGAGACUUUGGAAGUUUUGUCCCUCUUCGCACUUGCAUAACACAUACAGGGUAAAUAUCUUCAUCUUACCAUGUGACUUUUUUAUAGAACUGUAGACACUUUUAUCAAAGAGAUGCCUAAAUGGUAUGGAAUCUGUUUACAAGAGUUUGGAUGGGAAGCUGAAAUAAUAAAAUUAAAUGAACA
Chelonoidis abingdonii (Abingdon island giant tortoise) is the source of this 4889-nucleotide messenger RNA. NCBI's taxonomy places the organism in Eukaryota, Metazoa, Chordata, Testudines, Testudinidae. The record is from RefSeq and is a predicted model, not a curated record.